Manihot esculenta (cassava) is the source of this 1179-nucleotide messenger RNA. Its product is annotated as NAC domain-containing protein 6. The coding region runs from base 62 to 1018 and encodes 318 amino acids. Gene Ontology annotation, molecular function: DNA binding. The record is from RefSeq and is a predicted model, not a curated record. Lineage: Eukaryota; Viridiplantae; Streptophyta; Magnoliopsida; Malpighiales; Euphorbiaceae. The transcript is spliced from 3 exons. Gene Ontology annotation, biological process: regulation of DNA-templated transcription.
AUAACCACCAGUUCAAAUCUUCAACCUCCCCUAUAAAUAUCCUCGCAAGAGCUUGUGCUGAAUGCAAGUGCAUGUGCAUAAGCAUUUUCAUGCAGCAACCAUUAUAGUAUUUGCUUUCAAACACACACUAACACUAGCUAUAGUCCACUAUAAACUAUCCAACAUGGAGGGACUUGAUCUUCCUGGAUUUCGAUUCCAUCCGACAGAAGAGGAGCUCCUGGAUUUCUACCUCAAAAACAUGGUUUUUGGCAAGAAACUGUGUUUGGACAUUAUCGGAUACCUAAACAUCUAUCAUCAUGAUCCUUGGGACUUGCCUGGAAUGGCUAAGAAUGGAGAGAGGGAAUGGUACUUCUUCGUGCCGAGAGACAGAAGGCAUGGCAAUGGAGGGAGGCCUAAUAGGACUACAAAAAAUGGAUUCUGGAAAGCUACUGGUUCUGACAGGAAAAUUUUAAGCUUGUCGGACCCCAAGAGGAUUAUUGGACUUAGAAAAACUCUUGUUUUCUAUCAGGGAAGAGCACCAAGAGGCAGCAAGACUGAUUGGGUAAUGAAUGAAUAUCGCCUGCCUGAUUCUCGCCCCUUACCUAAGGACAUAGUCUUAUGUAAGAUAUAUAGGAAGGCAACUUCCCUGAAAGUGUUGGAACAAAGGGCAGCAACGGAAGAAGAAAUGAAACUAAUCAAUGCAUCUUCAUCAUCAUCCCCACUUUCUUCAUUGGACAACAUGUCCUUUUCAAGCCAACAAGAAGAAUCAGUGGCUCCAGUAUGUCUGCAUCAUGUGGUUUUCAAGACAGAAGUAGAAGAAGACAUCUGUGUUGGUAAAAAUAACACUAGAGAUGAAAAGCUAAAGGAGAUUAAAGGGUCUUCAAUUCAAUUGCCAGUGGGAAAUGAUAAGCUACCAGAGCUGGAAGUUCCAAAAUUGAGCAUGGACUGGAAUCAAGACAAUAACUUUUGGUUGAAUAGUCCUUGGCUUCAAAGUUUAGCCCAAAAUCUUGCCCCUUAUGCCAACAUUUUGAAUUUCUAGAGCUAAUUAAAUAUAUGUUAUGAAAAUAAUUAUGCAAAAAUUUUUCUCAUUUUGUAGAUAGCUUUCUUCUCAGACUAGCUAGAGGAAGCAUGGUGAGAACUGAUAAUUAAUGUCUGGACGUACUUACUUUAUCUUGCUAAUGAACAAGUUUUUUUAUUCAA